GUCUUCCAUAUCUCACGUUGAGAAGUUCCAUAUCAUACUAAACAUGGAGAAGGAAGAAAAGAAGUUUGUCAAUAAGGCAGAGGAGGAGGAGAUGGAGAUCUAUGGUUAUGAAUUAUGUCGUUGGAAGCUGGUGCUAGUUACUGUAGGAGUGAUCUGUUCUGGUGGCUUCCUACUCCUCCUCCUCUACUGGAUGCCUCAGUGGCGUGUGAAAGCAACGUGCAAAAAGACUACGCUUAAAGACUGUGAAGUGGUUCUGCUGAGAACAACUGAUGAAUUCAAGAUAUGGUUUUGUGCAAAGGUUCGCGUUAUGCCUUCUUUGGGAGCCAGUCCUUUACAGAAUCCUGACCCCGUUGUACACAAGGUUUCAAAUGGCCACACUGUUCAUUUCUGUGAAUCUGCUGCAGAAGAGAAUAAAAAUUAUUUGAAAAAAUAUUUGCCUAUUCGUUAUUUCACACAUCACAGCGUGAAGUAUUUCUGGAAUGAUUCAGCUCAAAGUUUUGAUGUUGUACGAGGAUUAGAUGACUCUACAUUCUGUUCUUCAAUUCAUAAUGAACACAGCAGAGGACUGACAAAGGAGAUGCAUGAUUAUAGGAAAAUGUUCUUUGGAAUAAAUGAAAUUGCUGUGAAAGUGCCUUCCAUUUUUAAGCUUCUGAUUAAGGAGGUUCUCAAUCCUUUUUACAUUUUUCAGUUGUUCAGUGUAAUAUUGUGGAUCACUGAUGAAUAUCACUACUAUGCAUUAGCAAUUGUGAUCAUGUCUGUAAUAUCCAUUGUUAGCUCACUCUACACUGUUAGAAAGCAAUAUGUUAUGUUACAUGACAUGGUAGCAGCUCACAGCAUUGUAAGGGUUUCUGUCUGCAGAAGAAAUCAAGAAAUUGAAGAAAUCCUUUCUACCGAUCUUGUGCCUGGAGAUAUCAUGUUGAUUCCAUCUAAUGGGACAAUUAUGCCCUGUGAUGCAGUACUUCUCAGUGGUACUUGUAUCGUGAAUGAAAGCAUGUUAACAGGUGAAAGUGUUCCUGUCACGAAGAUUAAUCUACCAAAUCCUUCAGAAUAUCCAAAAGCAACAGGAGAUGAAAUAUACAGUCCGGAAGCUCAUAAGAGACACACCUUGUUUUGUGGAACCAAUGUGAUCCAAACUCGCUUUUAUACUGGAGAAUUAGUCAAAGCUCUGGUAGUGAGAACAGGCUUUAAUACUGCUAAAGGACAGCUUGUUCGUUCCAUACUGUAUCCAAAGCCAACUGAUUUUAAACUCUACAGAGAUGCCUACUGGUUUCUCCUGUCUCUGGUGGUGGUGGCAGGCAUUGGGUUUAUUUACACAAUUGUCAAUAGCAUCUUAAAUGAGGUUCCAGCUCAUACCAUCAUCAUUGAAUCUCUUGACAUUAUCACUAUCACGGUGCCUCCAGCUCUCCCUGCUGCCAUGACUGCUGGCAUCGUUUAUGCACAAAGACGGUUGAAAAAAAUCGGCAUCUUCUGCAUCAGCCCUCAAAGGAUAAAUAUUUGUGGCCAGCUGAAUCUUGUGUGUUUUGAUAAGACUGGCACACUUACUGAGGAUGGCUUGGAUCUUUGGGGAAUUCAGCGGGUGGAAAAUGCUCGUUUCCUUUUGCCGGAAGAGAGGGCUUGCAGUGAGAGCUUGCUGAAGUCUGAGUUUAUUGCUUGCAUGGCAACUUGUCAUUCCCUUACUAAAAUUGGAGGGGUGCUUUCUGGGGAUCCGCUUGAUCUGAAGAUGUUUGAAGCAAUAGGUUGGAUUUUAGAAGAAGCAACAGAAGAGGAAACAGCACUUCAUAAUCGAAUCAUGCCAACGGUGGUGCGACCUUCAAAACAACUUUUUCCAGAAUCCAAGCAAGCAACUAAUCAAGAAAUGGAAUUAUUUGAGCUUUCGACCACUUAUGAAAUUGGGAUUGUGCGCCAGUUUCCAUUUUCUUCAGUUUUGCAACGCAUGUGUGUGAUAGCGAGAAUUCUUGGGGAGAAGAGAAUGGAUGCUUAUAUGAAAGGUGCCCCUGAAGUGAUUGCAAGCUUGUGUAAGCAGGAAACAGUUCCUGUUGACUUUGAGAGUGUCCUGGAAGAAUACACCAAGCAGGGCUUCCGAGUUAUUGCGCUUGCUCACAGAAAAUUGGAGUCUAAACUUACAUGGCACAAAGUUCAGACUAUUAAUAGAGAUGCUAUUGAAAGUAACAUGGAUUUUAUGGGGUUAAUUAUAAUGCAAAACAAGCUAAAGCAAGAAACCCCUGCUGUACUUGAAGAUUUGCAUAAAGCCAACAUUCGCUCUGUCAUGGUUACAGGAGAUAACAUGUUAACUGCUAUCUCCGUGGCCAGAGAUUGUGGAAUGAUUCUACCUCAGGAUAAGGUCAUUAUUGCUGAAGCACUACCUCCAAAGGACGGGCAGGCUGCCAGAAUUAACUGGCAUUAUGCAGAUACCCUCGCAAGAUGCACUAGUUCAUCACCAGCCAUAAACUCAGAGGAUAUUCCAGUUAAAUUGGUCCAUGAAAGUCUUGAGGAUCUUCAGAUGACCAAGUACCAUUUUGCAAUGAAUGGAAAGUCAUUUGCAGUGAUUUUGGAGCAUUUUCAGGACCUGGUACCCAAGCUUGUAUUACAUGGCACUGUGUUUGCUCGCAUGGCUCCUGAUCAGAAAACUCAGUUGGUGGAAGCUUUACAAAAUGUAGAUUACUAUGUGGGCAUGUGUGGAGAUGGUGCGAAUGACUGUGGCGCACUAAAGAGGGCACAUGGUGGUAUAUCUUUGUCUGAACUCGAGGCUUCUGUGGCAUCACCGUUCACUUCCAGGACACCUAGUAUUUCCUGCGUGCCAAAGCUGAUCAGGGAAGGCCGUGCUGCUUUAAUAACUUCCUUCUGUGUAUUUAAAUUCAUGGCAUUAUACAGCAUUAUCCAGUACAUCAGCGUUACUCUGCUAUAUUCUAUCCUGAGCAAUUUGGGAGACCACCAGUUUCUCUUCAUUGAUUUGGCAAUCAUUUUGGUGGUUGUAUUCACUAUGAGCCUGAACCCUGCUUGGAAGGAGCUGGUUGCACGGAGGCCUCCAUCAGGCCUUAUCUCAGGUCCACUUCUGUGUUCCGUUUUGUCUCAGAUCAUCAUCUGCCUUGUUUUCCAAACAUUCGGGUUUCUUUGGGUCAAGCAGCAGCCCUGGUUUGAACGUUGGACACCAGAAUCUGAUGCAUGUAAUGUAUUGGAUGCCUCAAACAUCAGCUCUGCGCAUUAUGGGAACGAGACUCUUGAUGAUGAGCAUAACAUUAAAAAUUAUGAAAACACAACUUUGUUUUUUAUAUCCAGCUUUCAGUACCUCAUAGUCGCAAUUGUCUUUUCAAAAGGAAAGCCCUUUAGACAACCGUGCUACAAAAAUCUUCUGUUUGUUACUUCCGUGGUAGUUCUCUAUGUCUUCUUAUUUUUCAUCAUGUUGCAUCCCUCUGAACUUAUCAACAUGUCUUUUGAGCUCGUAUGUGUGCCAUAUGAGUGGCGGCUGAGAAUUCUCAUCAUUGUUAUUGUCAAUGCAAUUGUAUCCGUGCUGAUGGAGAAUGUCCUCCUUGAUAUGAUCCUUUGGAAGGUUGUGUUCAGUCGAGACAAACAAGGAGAAUAUCGCCUCACCAUACCCCAGCCGCCUCAGGAGGCUGUGGAUCGUCUUGGAGUCUGUUUCCUUUCUUCCCUGUUUGGUUAUAGAGAGAAGGCACCAAAAGCCAAGUAUAUGCAUCUAGCUCAGGAACUGCUGGUUGAUCCAGAAUGGCCACCAAAACCCAGAACGACAACAGAAGCUAAGGCACCAUCCCAAGAGAAUGGCUCAUAUCAAAUCAUCACUUUAACGUAACAGUGGAUCUUAGUGGCACGUGUCUUUAGUAGAAUUGAGAAGAAUGUAACUUUUAGGCUUCAUCUGAAAUUGCGGUAUCCUAAACGUUAAGUUCUAAUGCCAAUUUUUCCAGCUGUUUCAUCUCUCUGAAGCCAGACAUCUUAUGGCUGUACAUUUUAAAAAUGUAGGCUACCUUAGGCAGAACAAAAAUGAUUGUUUCCUUCCUCCUCCUUUCAAAUUUCAUUAUUCCUUAAUGAGAUGUAUUUGAAGAUUUAAACUGCAGGGCAGUUGAGGAGGUUCAUUUUAUUUGCCUGAAGUAUCUCAGUCGUUGUUCUGACUUCCUUACCGGGACACAUGUUAAUUGUAAGGUCUAUAAUGUAAUGGUUUCAUGGUAGUACUAGAGGCAUGUAACAACUUUGUCAUACCCUUCUUUGUUUUCAAACAUUCACUGCUGAAAAGCUUUGUGCCCGGAAGGGUACUAAAGUUUUGAUGUGUGUACCCUUUAAGUUUGUCCCUGCUCCUUAGGAGAGUUUCCAGCUGUAAGUGUUUGGAUUUGAAGUUUGGUUCUUUAGUCUACCACAGCAGGAACUGGGGAUGCUGCAGAAGCAAUAUGCUCUGUCCUCAAGAAGAAAGUGUGUUGCUUUUGGGUGGGUUCUUAGCUGCUUUCCUCGCUAACCCUUGAGAAGGACUUCAUUGGACUUCAGAGGAGGAGGCAUUAGGCUGUACUCUCAAAGUUUUUGGGGAAUCUAAUACUGCUGUCUCAUAUUUUAGUGUCUCUAGCUAUGCAUUUCUCCACCGACCUUGCUUUUUCCAGCAGAUGGGCUGAAUUAUCACUUUGUGGACCAUGUUUUAUUUGUAAAUCUUAAAGUAGUUUUCUUAAGUAUCUUGAAGUAGUAAAGCCAGAGCUGUUGCUGCAAGUGGGAUGGAGUGGGAGGGAGGAAUAUUUUCACAUGUCCAUGCUUGGAUUUGUGCAUGUUCAGAACAUAUGCAUUUCAAAGAAGCUGCUAGUGACUUAAAGUAACUUAAGCACUAUAUGUAGCUGUAUGAAACAAAAUUAGGAGAAAAUAGAUGAGCUAAAAUCUGUCUUGCUGCAGAACUAUGAAGCUUAUAAUAGAUAUCAUUUCAAAAAACAAACAAAAAAUUAAAACCAAAAACAAACAAAAAAAGCAACUAAAAAAAAUACCUAAACCUUGUGUCACUAAUAAUGCUGCUUAAGCACUUGGUAUAGCGAUGCAUCGUUUUGCCAUUAGGUGGUGUUAAAACACAAGACCACUAGAAAAAUAGAUCUGGAUAACAUAGGAGGAGUAGGCGUGGGGUUUUUCUGUUGUUGAUGGUGUUUUUUUUAAUGAUGGACAAAGUAGUUAUUUCCAAACCAUCUUCAGCUUGCUGAACUUCCAGAAAAAUCUCUGUGAUGUCUUUGAGAAGAUGAUAAAAACACUGACUUUGAUCUGUCUGUCCUGGCCAGAUGAAACUGACCGGUUCAUACUCCUUCCUUUGGGAAGGGACCUCAGAUCCAGAGAAGUCAUGAUGCUUUAAGAGAAGGAACUCAUACCCUUUGGAGGACUUCUGUGAAGAAUGGAAGGAGGGCCCUGAAUAUCCCUGACAGGCUGGCAUUAGUUUGAAUUGUGUGUAUUCCGAUUUGAUUUUUAAGAAUUCCUGCUGAGAUGAUCCCCAGAAUCAUUCUAAUAAAUAGAUUUUUUUUAUUUUUUUUUUAAAAUUCAGGUUGUGCCUGAUUUCCCCAUGCUGUGCUGCAGGGGAGUAUAGACAGCAUCCCCCCCACUGCUCACGUUAUGGUUUCUGCAGUGUUGAAUAUACUGUGCCAAUGGGGAAUUUAAAGUGGCGCUAAAUGGUUUGGAUGAAUUUUGCUGGAACGUGGUGGGGUUCAAGUUAUUAGCACUUAGUGCUCAUAAAUAGUAUCCUUGUGUGCUAUCCUCCGGUCCAGCUGUCAACUCUUUUCCUGGUAUUUUUGUUUAUUUUUGGGGGUGGAGUAAGAAUAAGGGGAAGUGGUUUUCUUAGUGUUCAUUCAACAGAGAGAUGUAAAAGUCUUAUUUUCCUGGCCUCCCACUGUCAUAAAUAUCGGAGAACAUUGGUAGCUUUAAGGGGUCUGAGAUCAUGGAUGUGGAUAAACUCGUUAAUCAUGAACUUGAGUCAGUUGGACAAUUUUUGUCAGUGCUGAUGUUAUGAAAUCUCUGUAGCAUGGAAUAAUCGAUGAAGAAUAAUUCUAAGCUGCGUAAGUAGUAUUCAAAUUUAAAAGAACUCCAUUUUGCGAAUCUAUGUGUCUUGGACCUGGGAGCCCUUAACCGCGUAAGCUUCUGUGCUCCAUUUCCUUGAUCAUUUUAGAUUGGUUAUUCCAUCAGAAUUGAAAGAAUGAGAAGUCUUUCCCUUUGAUAUGCUCUUGCUUAAUGCUUUCUCUGAUCUGCUGAUUUCUCUCAGCUUAUUUGGUUUAUGAAGCUAAUAUUGAAAUCAUUCUAAUUUAUUAGAUGUACGUAGGGAGUGAGGAGGGAAUGACUUGUUUCCAGAGAACAUUCUAGGGAGCUCUUACUAAUAAAACCAAAAUUGCUAUGUUUUCUCUACUUAGUUGAGUGGUUAAUGGGGCACGAGCCUAUUACACUUGAACAUUUUGCAAAUGGAAGCUCGUUUUGUCAAGGUUUGCAUUCAGAAUCAGUAAAUGUUCUUGAGGUUGCAUGCUUGAGCUCUGACUUAUUUCUUCUGCCAUCUACUCAAGGGUAAUAAAUCAGCUUUUCCUCGAACUUCUCUUGUUGUAACGUCAGCCACAAAAUAAGUAUUUGCAUCCUCUGCAAUUACUGGGAUCGAUGCCUUUCUGCCCAAGAGCUGAAUUUGGCCACCUAUAAUUUUUCUCAUUUUGAGCAGUUUAGUUUCUCUGGUUUUCAGAAACACAAGUAGCUGCUCUGAAGUCAGAUGGAAUUCAUGUUGUAGUGAAAAAUCUCUCCUAGUGUUCAUCUUGGAAGUCUAAAUUCGGGCGAACUGACCAAUUUAGUGAGCUCCCGUAGAUAUUUAGUAGAAAUUUUCUUCCUGCUGUAUAUUUGGGCCUUAUGUUGAGGAGUUUGAUUUAUUAUUAAAUUAUUUGUGUACGCAGACUUUAAUCUGUACGUAUUUUACUUUGAUGUAUUAGGAUUUGUAAAUAAACUGAUUUUUAAAUAUUAUUUAUACACAUACUUAAAGGACUGGUCUACCCAGACAAGCAAUUGCUAAGUAAUAAAUGUUACCUUUUAGAAAUAAAUUGCAAGAUCAUGAAAUCGUAUCUCCCUCAGGGUUAUUUGUAAAGGUUUCUUUUCUUCCCUUUGGACUUAAUUAGCAGUAACUCGUUUCACAUAAUCUUAGAGCUAAAUCUACUGUAGCAAGAAAGUGCUGCGAACAGAGCUUGAGUAGAAGCAGCUCAAACACCCACAGAUCUGACUGUCCAUGUUCAUCAUAACUUUAAAUUGGGAAUUUUUCCUGUUGCACUUUUAAGAAGUUGUUGAAUUUUUAGUUCUAUUUAUUAUUUUUUUCCUUUGUGAAGGUCGCGCUGAGCAGUCAUCAAACAGGGUAAAUACUCCUGUACUGCGUAUGUGUAUACAGUAUAAUACUAAGCAGAUACAGAGCCCUUUCUUUUUUAUGCUGCAAGUGUUUACUGCUUAUGUUGGUCAUCAUCGCAAGAGCUGAAGUUGUGUAGGAUUUCUCCCAUGACGUUCUGAAUUGUAAACUUAAGUUUUUGUAUGUCUGAGGGAAAGCUGUGGGGUUUUGACAGGUUUUUAAGUCUUGGAUAUGUUGAUUUUAUACAGUUCAGGUUUUUAGAUCUGUUUUCAACAAGCUGCAUCUUCUUUGAUAAUUACGUGAUCCGGAAAUUACUCAGUUCAUCAUGAAUUGCUCAGUCCUAAUAGAGAUUAAACGAAUCAUCAUCACAGCUCUCUUGAGAAGCUCAGCUUCCUUUUUAUUUUUAAAUCUGAAACGAUUCUGCAUCUUUGUAUUUAAAAUAUGUAUUGCUGCUCUAGAAUGGUACCCUGUCAAGAGGCAUACAUAAAUAACUGUAUAAUAGAACUGUAAAUAGUCUUGUAAAUCAUUUUUGUGACUGAAACUCUUUGAAAAUAAAAUUAAAACAAACAGAUAUUUUAACUCUU
Molecule: messenger RNA, 7902 nt
Organism: Coturnix japonica (Japanese quail)
Lineage: Eukaryota; Metazoa; Chordata; Aves; Galliformes; Phasianidae
Gene: ATP13A3
Product: ATPase 13A3
Biological process (GO): intracellular calcium ion homeostasis; polyamine transmembrane transport
Cellular component (GO): late endosome membrane
Molecular function (GO): ATP binding; P-type ion transporter activity; polyamine transmembrane transporter activity
Source: RefSeq, a predicted model, not a curated record